UCUCCCCCGCUCUCUCUCUCCCACACUCCGAAGCCCCACUGUCUCUAUCUCUCUCUAUCUCUACCCCCUGUGACCCGUGGAAGCCAUUAAUGCCGCUUACUACCUUCAAAGCUAGCAACCUUACCGGUAUCCAUACCAGAGCCGUACUGAGUUAAUCCUGCCAACGUAAAACCCUUUCGGAUCUCUUCACUUGUCUAAUCUUCUCCGCCAUUGCCUUCCUCUUCACGAGCUAAGUACAGAGUAGUAGAGAUGGAAGGCAGGAUGAGAAAGUAUGGAGGCCAAGGGAGCUCUCCUCCUCCAGCCCUAAAACAGCAGAAACAGGGGAGAAAGAUACCCGUCGUUUAUUAUCUCUGCAGAAAUCGACAGCUCGAACACCCUCAUUUCAUCGAAGUUCCUCUUUCUUCUCCGGAUGGGCUUUACCUCAGAGAUGUUAUAAGUCGGCUUAAUGUGCUCAGAGGGAAGGGAAUGGCCGCCAUGUAUUCCUGGUCUUGUAAGAGGAGUUAUAAAAAUGGGUUUGUGUGGCAUGAUCUCUCUGAGGAUGAUUUAAUCCUCCCUACCAAUGGCACUGAGUUUGUGCUCAAGGGUUCUGAGCUUCUGGAUCAACUCCCCUCUGAUAAGACAAUUCAUGGUGGAGCCAUGGGAAAGCAACAAAAUUUGAAGCUUUCUCAAUCUGAAAAUCCAACCCCCACUUCUUCAAGAACUAAUGAGAGUUCAUCUUCAUCCUCUCCAACUGCCUUCAAGGACUCAAAAACUCCAUCACCUCCAUCACCAUCCCCACCGCCACCUUCUCCUCCUCAAAGACUAGAAAAAGAGCAAUGCCCUUCCGUAAAUCGCCUGGCUUCGCCCACCAAUACCUCUGCUAAGACGGUUUCCCCCAGUUUAUCAGAGUACAGACUGUGUAAGCCGAGUAAUGCUGCUGAUGCUUCAACCCAGACUGAAGAUGGAGGAAGAAGAACUCAAGUGGGAAGAAAGAACACUCGCACUAGAGGGGUUUCUACUGAUCAAAACUCUAUAGAUUUUGAGUAUGAACAAAACCAAUCAAAUCGAGCCAUAGGAUCCAACAAUGGCUCUGACUUAUGUAGGGAUGAGGUUUCUCCACCACCAACCUCUUCAAGUGCUUCUUCCUCUGGUAGAAAGAUGGAAACUUUGGAGUCUUUAAUUAGAGCAGAUUGCAGUAAGGUAAACAGCUUCCGGAUACUCGAGGAGGAGGAGAUUCUUAUUCCAACGGGGCCAAGAUUGAAGGCGACUAAUGUGUUUAUGCAGCUUGUAACUUGUGGUUCUAUUUCUGUGAAGGAUCACCAUAGCUUUGGCCUUGUUCCGACCUAUAAGCCUAAGUUCUCUCACAUGAAAUUUCCGUCAUCGGUGUUAGCCAACUCUGUGUUUAUCGGCGAGCUUGAUUACUUGUCUGAGAAUCCGAGUUUUGUUGGGUUAAGAGUGGAAGAUAAGGAGUUUUUCAGUGGGAGCUUGCUUGAAACUAAAAGGCAGAAGGAAGAUGUAAGAGAAGGUUUGGCUACUCUUAAGAGGUCCUCUUCCUUCAAUGCUGACAGAACUGCCAAAUCGCCAUAUUCUACGAAAGAAAAAGAAAGAUUUUUCGAUUCUAAAUGCCUUCCUCGGCCCGUCAAGCUCACGUCGAACAAGCCAUCGAGGAACGAGUCAAUGAGAUCAGCAAUCGCAGACUGCCCGAGAAACUCUUCAGUUGGUCAAGAGUGUAGCCAAUCCUCCAUUGAUGCAAACAAGAGAAUUACUGAAAUUCCUUCAAUCAAGGAAGAUGGUGAGAAGACAAUCAAGAUUGAGGAAAGGCUUAUUUCUGGGGCUAGGGUUAUAAUACAAUCAAGAGCUCUGUAUGAUGGCAGUGAUGGCAGCUCAAGUUCUUAGAACAGAAGA
Phalaenopsis equestris is the source of this 1884-nucleotide messenger RNA. Its product is annotated as protein UPSTREAM OF FLC. Bases 250 to 1875 code for a protein of 541 amino acids. The transcript is spliced from 6 exons. Lineage: Eukaryota; Viridiplantae; Streptophyta; Magnoliopsida; Asparagales; Orchidaceae. The record is from RefSeq and is a predicted model, not a curated record.